GGUCCUUCCCAGACUCACUGGAGCCUUGUUGUAACAGCCUCAUUGAGACUGAAUGCGACGCCUUAAUUACUCCAGUUGUGAAAACUAAAAGAGGGGAUGGUGGGAGGGCAGGGAGGAUGUAGCUUUGAUCUUCAUGCCGGGUGAGGUGGAGAUGUGCUGGGCUGCCCCUAUAAAUACACCAGGUUUGUGUAGAAACUCUGCCAGCACCACUGACCGGCUACUUCUCCUGCACUUUCCUGCACAUUUCACUUCUGAAAAGGAUUUACUGGUGGGACAAUGAGAGGACAUUUCUCUAUUGAGUGGAUGGCCCAGAGCAGCCAGUCGGCAGGAUCAGAGACCCCCACCAUCGCUGCCUCCGGACCUGCAGCCUGGGGGACUCAUUCAGAGAGCCUCCCUGGCUUCUACUGCAGACCCAAGACAGAAAAUGUUCCUGAGCAGCAGCAGCAGCAGCAGCAGCAGCAGCAGCAGCAGCAGCAGCAGCAGCAGCAGCUGCAGAGUCAUGAAGCCCACAGCCAGAACUGCGUGCAGCAGCAGACCUGCACCAGUAACCAAGCACUGACUGAGGCUGACUUCAGCAGCGGGACAGAGGAAGAGACGUCUGGGUAUGAGAGUGAGGGAGGUCAGUCCUUGUCUCCCCCCUCCGACUGCCCCUCCACGUCCCCCCCAUUCCCCCCGGUGGGGAGGAGGCCUCGGACAGCGUUCACUGCAGAGCAGAUCAGCAUCCUGGAGAGGGCCUUCAAGAGGAACGCCUACCUGGGAACACAGGACAAGGCCGAGCUGUGCAAGAAGCUCAACCUGUCGGACAAACAGAUCAGAAACUGGUUCCAGAACCGGCGGAUGAAGCUGAAGAGGACGGUGCAGGAUGCUCUGGCUCACGCCUGUCAGGCCAAUGUGGCCUCUCAGUUCAUGCAUUACCAUGAGCUCCAGGCCUACAGGCCAGGUCCCUACACCAGAUACCACUCGACAGCGGGGCCAGCGAGGGCCCCUGAAGGCCCCAUCGCUGCUGCCUCAAUCUCCCAUCCACACAGCCUGCAGUACAGCUCAGCUCUGCCUCUGGAUGCCUUCUACCAGUACAGCAGCCUCCCAGGAGUCAUGCUGCCCUCAGCCACAUCACAGCUCAGAGGAUCCUACACGACGUAUCCUCAGUAUUACUGAUCAGCCACUGAUGAAGACCAGCCUCAAUACUGUGUUCUGCUGUUACCAAAGGAGAUCUCAUUGUCUUGAACUCAUCUUGUCCUGAUAGGAUCAAUGGAAACAGAAGGUUUAUAUGAAAUGCAGCUCAGUUACUGCUUUGAAACUUGAAUCUGUCAUUAAUCAAACAGGGUGGUGUGCAAUAAUGUGAUUGUUUGUAUCUCUGCUUGUACCUGAUGUAUAGUUUGGAAAUAUUUAAUUUGAGUCUAUGAAGGUUUAUCAGAUUUUUGAUGUUAUGUCACUGUAAAAUGAGAUUGAAAUAAAAAAUUAAUCCUAA
Messenger RNA from Amphiprion ocellaris (clown anemonefish), 1468 nucleotides. It is a transcript of the gene ved, whose product is annotated as ventrally expressed dharma/bozozok antagonist. Gene Ontology annotation, molecular function: sequence-specific double-stranded DNA binding. Gene Ontology annotation, cellular component: nucleus. Bases 277 to 1155 code for a protein of 292 amino acids. Gene Ontology annotation, biological process: spinal cord motor neuron cell fate specification; endocrine pancreas development; central nervous system development. Lineage: Eukaryota; Metazoa; Chordata; Actinopteri; Pomacentridae. The transcript is spliced from 3 exons. The record is from RefSeq and is a predicted model, not a curated record.